GUUCUCCUUAUCUCUCGGCAGACUGCAAAAUCCCACUUCCCUCUCUCUCUCUCUCCUCUUUCUCUCUCUAACAUGGCAAUGGCUGCCAACCUCUCUCUCGCUCCUAAAUACCUAAUAUUAUCUUCACGGCCCUCUCUCUCGCCUCUCCUCUACUCUCACCCUUUCGUCUCUGUCCCCAAUCGUGCUUCGUCUCGCUCGGCUCUUCAGAGGCUCUCCGUCAGGGCGGCGGCGGCGACCGACGGCGAGUACUCGGCCAAGAGGAGCAGCAGCAAUGAGCAGAGGGAGACGAUAAUGUUACCGGGCUGUGACUACAACCACUGGCUCAUCGUCAUGGAGUUCCCCAAGGACCCCGCGCCCACUCGCGAGCAGAUGAUCGAGACUUACCUCAACACUCUCUCUACUGUUCUUGGAAGCAUGGAAGAAGCAAAGAAGAACAUGUAUGCUUUUAGCACCACCACCUACACUGGGUUCCAAUGUACUGUAUCGGAAGAAACAUCUGAAAAGUUUAAAGGACUGCCCGGGGUUCUUUGGGUGUUGCCAGAUUCGUAUAUAGAUGUUAAGAACAAGGAUUACGGAGGGGAUAAAUAUAUUAAUGGAGAGAUAAUUCCUGGGAACUACCCUGUUUAUCAACCCAAGAAGCGAAGAGAACCAAAAUACGAGAGCAGAAGAUAUGAAAGACGACGAGAUGGCCCUCCUCCCGAGCAACGAAGGCCAAGACAAGGAGCAGCUCAGUCUGAAUCAGCCUCUUGAUUCUUGAUGGGUUAAUUGAAGCGUGGAUCUAAAUACAGACAUAUCAUGCACUAUUGUAGUUUCAAGAGCAGCGCUCAACCAUUGGUAGUCACAUUUGUUGACAGAUUUUUGUUCAGCCUGGUGUUCAACUUGGGAGAGAAGUAGUGCAGUAUUGGGCUUGUUUUAGAAACCUUGUUGGUUGAGAAAUGUAUAAUUGAUCAAAGAUUUGCACCAGAAUUGGGAUAUAACUUUUGUUAGAUCAAAUAUAAUGUUAGCGUUUUGUUUGCUUGAUUUA
Molecule: messenger RNA, 1024 nt
Organism: Morus notabilis
Lineage: Eukaryota; Viridiplantae; Streptophyta; Magnoliopsida; Rosales; Moraceae
Product: multiple organellar RNA editing factor 9, chloroplastic
Exons: 5
Coding region: 73-750 (225 amino acids)
Biological process (GO): cytidine to uridine editing; chloroplast RNA modification
Cellular component (GO): chloroplast
Source: RefSeq, a predicted model, not a curated record